UUAGAGCAGCUGCUGACUUAGAAGUAACAGAAAUGUCUAAAAUCAAAAAAUUCUUUUCACGCAAAAAAGAGGAAGCCGCAUUUAAGCUCAAAAUUGGUGGCGGUAUGGGACAAGGCCGCGCCUUGAACGCAGCUGCACCACCUCCCAAUACUUCAAGCUCUAAAUCCGGUAGCACUUACGAGCCGCCAAAACGACAGGAACUUACCUCUGAAGCUCGUGCAGCAGCUGCUGCCGCUUUGGCUCGAUUUGAAAAGAAAGAAUCGAAAGAUUUUAACACCUCAUUGGCAGCUAUUAAGGCGCAGGCUAAGCGAGAAUUAGAAGCAGAACAAAAAUUAAGAGCAGAAGAUCAGAGUUUGUCGUCAGGCGCGUCUGGCACAACGACAACCAAAACCAGAAAUCUAGCUUGUGAGGGGGUAUUCUUUCGGUGUCCUUUGAUUGGAGAAGAAAUCUUGCCACGAAAGGAAUGGAAAGCAAAAAUUAAAGAGUUUCUGUAUCAACAAUUGGAGUUUGAACGCGCAUUGACUGCUUGUCUGAUAAUUUGUAAUUGCAAUACACGUGAAAAGGCUGAUGAUUGCAUUCAGACGCUUUCGAAAUAUCUUGAAAACAUACAUAACCAUCCCGAUGAAGAGAAGUACUAUAAGAUAAGAAUGUCUAAUAAAAUAUUUAGCGAGAAAGUGCGAUAUGUGGAAGGAGCUUUAGAUUUCUUGAUGGCAGCUGGUUUUCGUGAAAUUGAAAUAGAUGGGGAACCCUUUUUACUUUGGUCUAAGGAAAAUGUUGAAAAUAAUUAUGACUUGCCAACGUUGCUAGAUGCGUUAAAAAAUUCUGAAACUAUAGAAUUAGAAUUGGAUAGAAAUAUUAGAGUGCUUAUGCCAUCUCAGGCACGAAGUGCUGAAUUGCCGGAUGAUUUCUACCGCAUCUCACCAGAGGAAAUCAAGCGUGAACAGCAGCUACGUACCGAAGCUAUUGAAAGUGCGCAAAUAUUGCGAACAAAGGCGAUGCGCGAGCGCGAAGAGCAACGCAAUUUGCGUUUAUAUCGUUUCGCAUUGAUACGUGUUAAAUUCCCAAAUGGUAUUUAUAUACAGGGCACCUUUAAUGUUUACGAAAAAAUUAGAGACGUUUAUGAAUUUGUUCAGUCUUGUUUAAUCGAUGAAAAUCUAGAGUUUAAUUUAGUUGUUACUAAUGGCAUCAAAUUCACCGAAGAAGACAUGGAAAAGACUUUAUAUGACUUGCGACUCAUUCCAAACAUUGUGUUGCUAUUUACUAUUCCUGGCGCAGCUAUCUCUGGUGCUGAUGAUAUAAAUUUUCUCAAGGAAGAAAUGCUAAUGCUAGUGCAGAAGAUAU
Molecule: messenger RNA, 1341 nt
Organism: Rhagoletis pomonella (apple maggot)
Lineage: Eukaryota; Metazoa; Arthropoda; Insecta; Diptera; Tephritidae
Gene: Gint3
Product: UBX domain-containing protein 6
Cellular component (GO): cytoplasm
Molecular function (GO): protein binding
Source: RefSeq, a predicted model, not a curated record